GCCUGCCUCUCGCCGUCUCCCCUCGCCUCCGAUUCUGCGCACACAGCCUGUCAUUCUGCACAGCACAGUUUUUUCGCUCCGCUCGGAGAGCGAGUGGUGGAGAGAGAAAACACACACACACACGGAGGGAGAGCAGCUCAGGAGCCCGGCGAGAGAGCGAGGCGCCCGAGUCCCGCAGCCCAGCAUGGCUUCGGGGGACCUUUACGAGGUUGAGAGGAUCGUAGACAAAAGGAAAAACAAAAAGGGUAAAUGGGAAUAUCUUAUACGGUGGAAAGGUUACGGGAGCAAUGAAGACACCUGGGAGCCAGAACAUCACUUGUUGCACUGUGAGGAAUUUAUCGAUGAAUUCAACGGACUGCAUGUCACGCGAGAAAAGCGAACAAAGCACGGGAAACAAGCCAGCACGCCAAAAUUUUUACGUGAGAGCAGAGCGUCGUCCCUCGACAAAAUACCACAUAGGCCAUCUGACUCUGGGAAGAGCAAAGGGCUGCCCCAUAAACGGAAGCGCAUGGCCCCCUCAUUUCAAAAGCAAAAAAAGGGUUACGCGGCCAAGCCAGCACCUUCAGGAGACAGGGCUGCUAAAACAGUCUCUUACCGGACUACUCCCAGCGGCUUGCAGAUUAUGCCAUUGAAAAAGCCACACAACGGCUUACAGAAUGGAGAUGCCAGUUAUGAAAAGGAUUCUAGACAUUUUGGGAACGGCCCCCCAAAGCCAGACUUGGAUUUAAAUGAACAUGAAGCAGAACCUGAUUUGCCUGGAGUGUUGGAUGUGAAUAAUGAGCCACCCGUCAUGAAUGGAAUUGGUUCUUCUCUGGCAAAUGGAGGCCUGAAUCUUCAUAGCACUGUGAAAAGGAAGCUGGAAGGGGAGAAAGAUUACGUCUUUGAUAAGAGACUCAGGUACAGCGUGCGUCAAAACGAGAGCAACUGUCGGUUCAGAGACAUUGUAGUACGCAAAGAAGAUGGAUUCACGCACAUCCUCCUCUCCAGUCAAACCUCAGAUAACAAUGCACUGACUCCAGAGAUCAUGAAGGAGGUCCGGAGAGCACUGUGCAAUGCGUCAGCCGACGACAGUAAACUCCUGCUUCUCAGCGCAGUGGGUAGUGUCUUCUGCAGUGGCCUAGACUACUCCUAUUUAAUCGGCAGGUUAUCUAACGAUAGAAGAAAAGAAAGCACGAGGAUCGCAGAAGCUAUAAGGGAUUUUGUCAAAGCUUUUAUUCAGUUUAAGAAGCCAAUCGUGGUUGCGAUCAAUGGACCUGCACUCGGCUUGGGGGCUUCCAUUUUGCCGCUCUGCGACAUUGUCUGGGCGAGCGAAAAGGCCUGGUUUCAGACACCUUAUGCAACUAUUCGCCUCACUCCAGCCGGCUGCUCUUCGUACACGUUCCCACAGAUACUGGGUGUCGCUCUGGCAAAUGAAAUGUUGUUCUGUGGAAGGAAGCUAACAGCACAAGAAGCCUGCAGCAGAGGACUCGUCUCCCAGGUUUUCUGGCCCACAACGUUCGGGCAAGAAGUGAUGUUGAGGGUGAAGGAAAUGGCAUCCUGCAGUGCAGUGGUACUGGAAGAAUCUAAAUGCCUGGUCCGGAGCUUCCUUAAAUCUGGCCUCGAAGAUGUGAAUGAGAAAGAAUGUCAGAUGUUAAAACAGCUCUGGAGUUCUUCCAAAGGACUAGAUUCUUUGUUCAGUUAUCUGCAAGACAAAAUAUACGAAGUCUGACAUCCUUGCGCAACUCUGAAAGAGCAGGGAGGAAGAAUGUUCCAAGAGUAAAGCGAUUUCAGGCGUCACCAGGGUUUGAGAAAAUAAUAUAAAAAUCAAACCCAGACCCAGCAAAUCCUUCAGAGGAAUUUGUGAUAGUGUAUCUAACAUACCUAUGGUUGUGUCAGUUUCCUUGUGAGUUAAAUAGAGAAGUUCAGUGGCUGUUCCUAGCAGGUUUGAUUAUUGUUCGACAAAGGAAGAGACAGAUGUGUUAAGAACUGCAUCUCAAUGUACACUUGCCUAGAGAGAAGUGUACAUUGCAUGUGCUAGAAAGCACGAGUGUAUCCCAUCAAGGCAUACUGCAAAAAUCAAUUGUUGUCUCUUUUUUAAAAUUUAAUUUAUUCUUGCUACUGUAAGCAACUUAUCUUUGCGUUGACCCAAGUGGCUCAGUUUAGAAUUUGGGCCGAAGCCACGCUUUCAGGGCCCACUUUAGAAAUAUUUUAAUAAUUUUGUUUUGUUCGUUGAAAGAAUAACCAUGGAAAAAAUUUAAAAGGGGAGAGUAUAAUUUAUAUGUAUGAUGUAAAAAAAAAUAUUUUGGAGAAAAGAAAAAGAACCUACUUGGACUUGUGUUUUCCCCGCUCUGUUUGUGAAUUUAUUUAAUUUAUUUAUUUGUGUCUUGCUCUGUGUUUGUGUGUGUGCACAUACAGACACAUUUGAUUGUUCGUCUAGUUAAUAUAUAAUUAUCAUUUUCAGAUUUCCCCGGAUUGGACAACUGUUUUGCACGAGUACACAAGCUCUGUGGUUUACAGUAAACGAAUUGAGCUGUGCGUACAAUAAAAACAAGAUAAAGCAGGAAUGCUGUAGGGCAUUAAAAAGCAGCAGAGAGUAGACAUCAUUUUAGAUACCUUAAGAAAACCAAUCAAAUGCCGAAGCUGUGAGUUUUACACAAGUCUCCUCCUGACAACUUGAGGCAUAGGUAGCAGGUGCUACAUUUAAAAGAAAAGCUAAUAUGUUUACUAUUUUCUUAUUAGCUCAACAUUAAUAACAGGGUGAAUGGUGCCUAACUUGUGGCGCCAACAAAGGAUUAAGCAUUCCUUUGUGCUAUGAAACUUAGAACCUUACCUUCAUGAGCCUCCUUCCUCAGAUGUGAUGUAGUAUAUUUUGGAAAACGUUGAGAGAGGCCAGCAAGAAGCUGCUAGAGGAUCAUGAAUUAGAUGGGGAAAGGCUUUCAUACUUCUUUCAUUCUCCAGCCCUCGGUGGCCAGACUCUCCACAGGUUUCCCUCAGGACAGUCUAUGGUCAUUUACUAUUAGAAUGUGACCCUAAUGAAUAGAUUCUUCCAUUUUGCAUCAGUUUAUUAUGUGUUUGAAGUCUCUGG
Molecule: messenger RNA, 3064 nt
Organism: Podarcis raffonei (Aeolian wall lizard)
Lineage: Eukaryota; Metazoa; Chordata; Lepidosauria; Squamata; Lacertidae
Gene: CDYL2
Product: chromodomain Y like 2
Exons: 7
Coding region: 185-1708 (507 amino acids)
Cellular component (GO): nucleus
Molecular function (GO): transcription corepressor activity
Source: RefSeq, a predicted model, not a curated record